AUGGUUGGCGUAAUCCGUCGAUCCUUCCUAGAAGAGAUCUCUGAGCGACUACCUGUGUCGACCACGACGCUCGUCGCCAUUGUAGUGAGUGCGGUGUCGCUAUACAUUUUUUACCGGAGAAAGGAUCCGGCGCAACGUCCGCCCACCUCUGCAAGGCGGCCCUUGGGUGCACCGCGCGAUGCUGUCGAAGCAUGCGAUGCAGUGACGCGCAUAAAGCAGAAGGCGUUCAUUGGGAGGAAGAUCUGCAUCGCGUGGGAAGUUUUGUACGAUGAUAAGGGCUGGAAGGCUCAGGGAAAAGCGCUGGAUAUUCUCCGGUUCUACGCGUUUUCCUCGGAGGUGUAUCUCAUGUGCCGCAUUCGUGAUGCUGCCGACAAGAAGCAGAUUCUUAAUCUCGUCAAAGCGGUGGACGGAAUCGAGCGUCAUCGCAUCCUCUUCUGCACCACAGAAAAGGGAUAUGAGGCCUUCACGCGGCAGAUUGACCCGAGCCUCCUCGUCACAAACAAUGCGGCACAGGUAAUGUUCUUGAAGCGCGUUAUUCAGACCUUAGUCCUCGUCGGCGGCGAUGGUGUUGUGGCGAGCAAUGUAGCGUGCGUGCCUUCUGUGGAGGCCAUCGCCGUCGACCUUGAGUAA
Molecule: messenger RNA, 630 nt
Organism: Leishmania braziliensis MHOM/BR/75/M2904
Lineage: Eukaryota; Euglenozoa; Kinetoplastea; Trypanosomatida; Trypanosomatidae
Exons: 1
Coding region: 1-630 (209 amino acids)
Biological process (GO): peroxisome organization
Source: RefSeq, a predicted model, not a curated record